AAUGUCUACAGACUGUAUCCGUGUACGGAAAAGUUUAACGAAGUAAAAAUAAACUCGAUACUACCGAAAGGGCACAGCAAGACGAUUAUUUGCGUAAAAGUAUGUGAACGCCGGGACACUCUGUGACGCAAACAGAAAAGGUUGGAAAAACGUUCCGGGUAUUAGGAAAAUUAAAAAAAAGUUCUUAACCUCAAUUAAUGACAAGCUCGUCGAGUUCGACCUUGAUCUCGUGCGUACAAGCAAAGGAAUCUGUCGGAGGAGAAGAGAAAAUAAUAAAAAGGGACUGGAGCUAAGACGACAAAGAAAAAAAGCAAGGGCAAGAAAGUGAAAUCAUAUUGAACGGACGCUCUGUGAUCAACGAACUGUGAUACAUACUAAUUACGUUUCCUCUUUUCGUAUCUGUCUUUUUGUCCCUGUGCGUAUUUUCAUCUUCUUCAUCAUUAUCAUUUUGACCAGUACGCGUCAUCCUCGUUCCCUUUCAAAGUCCAAAGAAGAGAUAGAGAUCUUCGAGCUGUCCGUCAAGACCAGACGCUAUGGCCGAGAAAAACAAGGUAGAGAACCAGGAGACGUGGGCCUUGGUGAACUCAUCGAAAGUCCCGCAGACGGUACCCUCUGCUCCAAAAUGGAAUGAUAAUACCGUCCAUAUCGUCCCGACUAGUCCGGAGAAUGAUAAAAAGGCGAGGGGUAGUGCUUUGAGGCAGGUACUGGCUGCCUUUGCCGCUCAACUUGGUACAGUAAACACUGGCAUGGUCUUUGGGUUCUCCGCCAUUGCUAUUCCUCAGCUAAAAGCAACGAAUAGUAUCUUGAAGAUCGAUGACUCUCAAGCAUCUUGGAUUGCUAGCAUGGCCAGUAUUGGGACGCCUAUUGGCUGUCUGCUAUCUGGAUAUAUGAUGGAUACUUUUGGCAGGAAAUGCACUCUUCUUGUAACGGAAGUACCGGCGUUAUUAGGAUGGAUAUUAAUUAUAUUCGCUACGGACAUCAGGAUGAUCUAUGCCGGUAGAUUCUUCGUUGGUCUUGGUUCGGGAAUGGUGGGUGCUCCAGCUCGCGUUUACACCAGUGAAGUGACCCAACCUCAUCUACGAGGAAUGUUAACCGCUCUGGCCAGUGUUGGAGUCAGUACUGGGGUUCUCAUAGAGUAUGCCCUGGGUAGUAUGCUACCCUGGCACAUAUGUGCUGCAGUGAGUUCGAUAAUACCUCUAGUAUCUUUGAUGCUCAUGUUCCUCUUUCCGGAAACGCCGUCCUACCUCAUCUCUAGGGAUAGGCCUCAAGAGGCUAAAAGUGCCCUUAGACGUUUUCGUGGUAAUAAUUACAACCUGGACAAAGAAAUGGAUGCCCUGGUGAAUUUUUCAAACAAGAACAAUAUCAAGAGACUCACAGGAUUUCGUGAGAUAAUGACAGCUAUAUUAAAACCCAAUGCAAUAAAACCUUUUAUUCUACUUUUCCUGUACUUCCUGAUCUACCAAUGGUCCGGAACGAACGCUCUGACCUUCUACGCCGUGGAUAUAAUCAAAGAUUCCGGUGCAACGGUGGACAAGUACCUGGCAACUGUCAUCCUCGGAGUAGUGAGACUCGCCUCGACAAUAGCAGCCUGUAUUCUCUGUAGACGAUGUGGACGUCGACCUUUAACGCUGAUCUCAUCCAUAGGAUGUGGAUUGUCAAUGGUUGGCCUGGGGAGUUACAUGUGGCUUUUAGAAUACUGGAAGAGUAUCAAUAUUCCGGCAACCUGGACCUGGGUACCAAUCUUCUGCAUCUUCGCCUACACGAUAACUUGCACCCUUGGCUUCCUUGUGAUACCCUGGGUAAUGAUCGGCGAGGUAUAUCCUACCCAGAUACGUGGUGUCAUCGGGGGGAUAACUACAAUGUCGGCCCACGCCUUUAUCUUUACGGUGGUCAAGACGUAUCCUCUUCUGGCUGAUUCCUUGACAAGACAUGGUACCUUUAUUCUGUACGGAUGUAUAUCCCUUGUUGGUACCAUCUACUUCUACGUAUGUCUUCCUGAAACUAAGGGUAAAACGCUGCAGGAGAUUGAAGAUUACUUCUCUGGUAGAAGUAACAAUCUUAAGACAGGUCGGUUGAUCAAGCCUAAAGUCUUAGAAGUGAGAAAGGGACAGGUACUACCUUGAUGGGGAUGUAGUUAGUAAUUGUAAAAAUGUUUAAAUUGAAAAGUGGAUAUCAAAAUUCAGAGCACGUUACCGAUACGUGGAACGUGAUUAUAUGUUACAAAGAAAUUAAUAUGAUUCAAGUUCAGGUAUUAGAUCAAGGUUCAUGUUUUUAUUUUGAUUAUUACUAACGUUUUUGGGAUAAAGUGAAAUUAAUAGGAGAAUCAGAUUUUAUGCCUUAAGUCGGAGUGAUUUUUGGCUUGUUUGGUUUCAAACAGCCGGACGGUAAAGAUGCGACUGAAUCUGCACCAUUGUCUGGUAAAGAAUCAAGCCGCACCGUAAUGAAAGGGUAGGGAUACAAUAGGCCUUAAGUGGUGGGGAUAAAGACUCAGCAAAUCAUAUUUCUAUGAUCCUUCCCACCGUUUGGGGUCCCUGGUGAACGGGAUUGAAUUGAAUCAAGGAUGAUACCCGAAGAAGCCAGAAAACUUUGACGUAGUCUUUUUUCAGACAUACGAAAAUAAAAAAAAAGAACCUCAUCUGAAUGCUCUGUUCUAUGAAUGAUUUUUUAGAAAGAGCCAUGCUAGGUAUUAAAACUAUACAAUUUAGUGAUUGACUAAAACUUUAGAAGAAAAGACCCGCUAAUAUAUGCAUAUAUUUUAGAUAGAAUAUUGAAAUAUUGAGAUUAAUUCGUGUGCGAUUUCUAAUUUCGAGACUGUCGCUAAUACGGAAGCAGGACUACUCAUGAAUUGUACGUCCAAAGUUACUGCUAACAGUAAUUACGUGGUACAUUGUUGUAAGCAUACAGUUAUACGUAUUUAUUUAUACAAAAAUUGUCAACUGCGACUAUGUUCUUCUUUUGUUUUUUGCUUUUAGAAAGACUCGCAACCUGUGUGGUGCUCUUAUUUAUUGUAUCAUAGAAUUAAUAUAGUAACGUAUCACGCGUUUCGCAAUAGUCACUGUAGAAAAUUUGACAAACGAUUCGCCAAUACGUUAAAUUGUACAUAUGCAUAUCACAGUACUGUUUGUAACAUUAGGCGUACAUUAAUUAUAGAUUACUAUACAUUAAUGGAUUAUUGUAAAUAUCGCUCCUUGAAUGAAGUCACAAACUGAAUGACAUUCUAAAAACAGUGCUAAUUAUAAGAUAUUGUACAUGUACAUAUACUAAGUGUGAACGCGCAAAAGCGACUUAUUUUUGUAAAAAUAAAAAGGAAGAGAGGAAAACAAAGAUAAAGACAAGUAGAUUAAAUAAAGAAAAUUGUCUAUGAA
Messenger RNA from Cephus cinctus (wheat stem sawfly), 3365 nucleotides. RefSeq names its product facilitated trehalose transporter Tret1. The record is from RefSeq and is a predicted model, not a curated record. Gene Ontology annotation, cellular component: membrane. Gene Ontology annotation, biological process: carbohydrate transport; transmembrane transport. The transcript has 3 exons. The coding region runs from base 534 to 2123 and encodes 529 amino acids. Gene Ontology annotation, molecular function: sugar transmembrane transporter activity. Lineage: Eukaryota; Metazoa; Arthropoda; Insecta; Hymenoptera; Cephidae.